Coprinopsis cinerea okayama7#130 is the source of this 1772-nucleotide messenger RNA. RefSeq names its product GTPase. Gene Ontology annotation, molecular function: GTP binding; GTPase activity. The transcript has 4 exons. Bases 1 to 1728 code for a protein of 575 amino acids. The record is from RefSeq and is a predicted model, not a curated record. NCBI's taxonomy places the organism in Eukaryota, Fungi, Basidiomycota, Agaricomycetes, Agaricales, Psathyrellaceae. Gene Ontology annotation, cellular component: mitochondrion.
AUGCUAUGUGGCAUUAACAGCAGCCUUGGGCACUCCGGAGGCGCGGUUUGCUGGCGCCUUGUGCGUGCAAACCUCUUCGUGACCUCGAGCCUGCCUCGGUUCAAUAGCACGGUUGCUGGCACCAGUGCCAAGAAGGGUACCCGAGCUGAAGAGGACGAAGAAGCGUUCCGUCGACGUCGAAAGACCGAAUGGAAGCGGAGACAAGGCGGACAGACAUUCCUUGACCAUGUAAUUGUCACUGUCCGGGCAGGCAAAGGAGGAGACGGUUGUGCGGCUUUUCAUCGAGAAAAAUUCAAGCCAUAUGGGCCUCCUUCAGGCGGAAACGGUGGACGCGGCGCAGACGUUUAUAUCUUACCGACACCGCACCUAACGACGCUCUCCAGCGUGCCGAAGAAGAUUCGCGCAGAGAACGGUACUCACGGACAAGGAGCAUGGCAGAAUGGAAAGUCUGCGCCUCCAUAUGUCCUCCGGGUUCCUUUGGGGACCAUUGUUCGCGAAAUACCACUGGGCGAUCCACGACGCGCCAAGGACGAAUGGGAGGCGGAGGAAGAGUCAUUGGAAGGGUUGGGGCCGGAUGAGAGGAAGAUCAGGAUGAGGGAGAAACGUUGGUUGCAUUACCCUGGAGCAGCAGACUCCAACGUUGAUCGAGAGUCGUUCUUGGAGGCGGAGGCAGCUCACUACAAACUGGAAAGGGAGAGGAGGAUUAUGCGGAGGAAGAGGGCGCUGGAGGAACCUAUCUAUCUCGACCUCGACAAGGAAGUGAAGGCGGAGAGGCCUGUGGAUGCGCCACUUGGUACGAAGCAGCGAGACCCGUUGGGUUACCUCGUCGCCUCUGGAGGACAGGGUGGUGCUGGCAAUACCCAUUUCCUAACCACAGACAACCGCUCACCGAAAUAUGCGACGAGAGGACAGGAAGGGGAGAGAAUCACGCUGGAGCUCGAAUUGAAGCUCUUGGCUGAUGUCGGCUUGGUCGGUAUGCCCAAUGCAGGCAAGAGCACACUCCUGCGUGCCUUGACUGGGGGUCGAGCCAAGACGGAGGUGGCCAACUACCCGUUCACAACGUUGAAUCCUGUCGUUGGCAUUGUUCGCGUUGCGGAGGACGGAACGUGGGAAGGCAGCAUCUCUGGGCCUGGAGUUCACGACGAAACCAUCAUCGAGGAGCAGCAGGAAGCUGAAAGGAUGUUCUCAGGAGAGUACGCGUUCGCUCGCACGAGAAACGAGAAGGCUACGGACGACGAAUACCUCGAUAAGAUCGGCCGUGGACACCACUUCGACGUGUACGAAUCGUUCAGGUUUACGAUUUCCGACAACCCUGGUCUCAUCUCCAGAGCCUCGGAGAACCAUGGACUGGGCCACUCGUUCUUGAGAGCUAUGGAGCGAUCUCCUGCCCUCGUCUAUGUCAUCGAUCUCUCGGCCCCUGACCCAUGGAACGAGCUCAUUGUGUUGCGGGAUGAGUUGGAGAAGUAUGAAGCGGGUAUGAGCACCAAGGCUCGCAUGGUCAUCGCCAACAAGGCAGACCUGCUAGCUGAGGGAGGGGACGAAGAAGCGGUUCGAGCGGCAAAGGAGAAGCUCAAGCGACUGGAAGAGUUCGUCAAGACCCAGAUGGUCCUUCCCGAUGGAAGGAACUUGGAGGUUGUCCCCACAUCUGCCAAAUAUAGUCAAAAUCUAGACAAAAUCGUUGCACUCAUGAAGCAGUAUGUUAUGGACGCCCGGGAGCAGCAGCCAUAAGUAGACAACGGGCUUUCGCACUUAAUUCCUAAUCUACACUUCAC